AUGUCACGCGACGAUGGCCCACAGGACACGCAGCAGAGUCAUGGUCAAGACGACGCCGCGCGCAAGCUUCAGAAGCUGUGGCGCGGGCGUAACGAUGCGAAGGACCAGUUCUUGACGUCCCAAGCGAGGUGGGACGAGGUUGUCGGGGACACGGCUUUGAAGGCUGCAGGAGAUGGGGCUGGGAGAGGAGACAACUCGCAGCGCGCGAGGUGGGGACGGGCGGGGAAGUAUGUGAUGCGCUUGCAGGACCCGGACGCGAUGAUGGCCGGCGCCGGCACGGACGUACCGGAUGCCGCGCGCAAGAACCUCGAGACGCAACACUGGCUUGAGCUCAUUGACGGGAAGCAUCGAUAUGGCUCCAACCUGAAGUACUAUUUUGCGAAGUGGAAAGAAGCAGACACCGAAGAUAACUUCUUCAACUGGCUCGACAAUGGUGGAGGAAAGGAUCUGGAUUUGAAGGAAUGCUCGCGCGAACAGCUCGAGAAAGAACGCAUAUAUUAUCUUACGAACGAGCAGCGCCUCAACUACCUGGUCCAGAUUGACGACCAAGGUCGACUACGGUGGGCAAAGAAUAACGAACCUGUAGACACUUCUCCAGGCCGCUGGAAGGACGCAGGAGACGGAAAGGGGAUUGUACCUCUGGAUAGCGAGGAUCACCCCGAGCUCGAGGAGGACGAUCAGAGCGGCGGUCUUGACUCGCCUGGAUCUCUCGCGGUGAACCACUACGUCGAGCCGCCGCAGGGUAACAGCAAACUCACAACUUCCGUCAAACGGAAUUUGACGCUCAAAGGUUUGGUCAACAAGCUUCUGCGCAAGACCUUGCAAAAGAACACUUGGAUAUACGUCUCGGAUAAGAAUUAUAACAUUUUCGUCGGCAUCAAGAAACCUGGCACGUUUCAGCACUCGUCAUUCCUAGCAGGCGGCAAGGUCACAUCUGCGGGCCUCAUCUCCGUCAAGGACGGCGUCAUCCAUACGCUCUCUCCUCUGUCAGGACACUAUCGAACAUCUAUAGACCACUUUCAUCAAUUCCUCGACGUGCUUGACAAGAAGGGUGUGGACAUCUCGCACGUCAAGAAAACCAAAGCUGAAGUUGCGUUGUGGACACUGGAGCACGUCGCGAAGGCAAAGAAGAAGAAAGGCGCCCUGGUCACUUCGACGAAAGAGAAGGCGAGGGACUUGGUAAGACGCAACUCUGGUGGGACGGACGAAGAAGACAAGAGUGACGAAGACACUGGUUGGAAGCGGGAGAUCCUUUACGGGCGGAAGAAAGAAGAAGAGGAUGAGGGGAGCGCCGAGCAUACGCCCGAGGGUCAGGAGGCUCAGAGGGCAGUCUCCGAUACCGCAACCACAAAGCAGCAUACAAACGACGAACGGCCAGCAUCAGCGCCAGCGAGACACAAAGACACGUCUCAUCCACGGGCAGAUUUCACAGUCGAAAAGGCGUCCCCUACCGAAGAGACUCCGCCUGCAGUCUCGGAUACGACUUCGCCAGACAAUGGCCCGUCAUCGGAUAACACAGGCGAAGAAUCUUCGUCUUCACCGCGCGUAGACGGCAAUGUACCUUCAUCACAGACAGACCCACACCAUCAUUAA
Molecule: messenger RNA, 1593 nt
Organism: Peniophora sp. CBMAI 1063
Lineage: Eukaryota; Fungi; Basidiomycota; Agaricomycetes; Russulales; Peniophoraceae
Source: the annotation of a GenBank genome assembly